Molecule: messenger RNA, 2017 nt
Organism: Medicago truncatula (barrel medic)
Lineage: Eukaryota; Viridiplantae; Streptophyta; Magnoliopsida; Fabales; Fabaceae
Product: ethylene-responsive transcription factor ERF118
Exons: 3
Coding region: 595-1692 (365 amino acids)
Biological process (GO): regulation of DNA-templated transcription
Molecular function (GO): DNA binding; DNA-binding transcription factor activity
Source: RefSeq, a predicted model, not a curated record
AAAACACUGCAAACAUACAGUGAGAGAUAGUGACAGGUUAGUGAGUGAGAGAAAGAGAAAAACAGAGGCAAAGACACAAUAGCCUCCUCCUUCUCAGUGGAAAAAACCAAAUCAAAGGGUUGAAGUGUUUGUUGUUGGAGGAAUUUGCUCUAAAAAAGAAGAGGAACAGUAGAUUUAUGUCUUCUCAGUUUAUUCUGGAAUCAGUUAUUGGGGCUCUGUUGAAGAACCUCUGGAUUUUCUCUGUUUCUUAUCUUCUGCUCACUCUUUCUGUGUUCUGUUCUUCUCUCUAUAUGCUCUUUGUCAAUAAGAGCAAAUUUUUUGUGAUUCCAUCUGUUUCAAUGCGAUUGAGGCCUAAAAGGACUUGUUACCGAGUUGUGUGUUUUGGAGGCUUUCAUAUACAGAAAUUUUCUAAUCUUUUUUUGUUCUUAAGAGUGGAUCUCACUUGAGAGAAAGAGAGAUAUUUUGUCACCAAUUUUGUCUUUCAUUCAUUUUCUUUAAUCAUUUCAUUUCCAUUUUCUAAAAAUUUUUGUGGGGAUUCUGAAAGGGUUUUUUGAAGGGUUUUACCCAAACAAUUUUUUAUUGUUUUGAUUCAACAUGUCGGGUUCUAGAAAAUCUAGAGCUAGACAAAGGCCUAACCCUUUGAAAGAAUCCAAAUUGAUGACAAGGAAAUUGCAGCUUGUUUUUGAUGAUCCUGAUGCCACUGAUGUAUCUGAAGACGAGUCACAACAAUCACGAACAACAACUAAAAGAAGCUUCUUCGAGGUCACUCUCCCUCCUCGUGCACCCGCAGCAUUAUCUUUGACUUCUCAGAACAGCUUCUAUGUGAAGCCAAAGACUGUAACAAGGAGAAAGACAUGUCUUUCAGUACAACCUCAGACCAACAAGAAGGUUGUUCAAACAUCAACUUCUCCAACCACAGGGAGACGAUCUUGUGCCAAAUACCGCGGUGUUCGUAUGAGGCCAUGGGGCAAAUGGGCUGCUGAGAUUCGUGAUCCUUUCAGAAAUGUUAGAAUCUGGUUGGGAACUUACAACAGUGCUGAAGAAGCUUCUCAAGCUUAUGAAUCCAAAAGGCUUCAUUUUGAGCUUAAAUUUCAGGCAAUGGAGGCAAUCAAAAAGGGCUCCGCUUCUGCAGCAGCCCCUCGACUUGCUGCAUUGAACAAAAACUCUUAUGCAGAUGUUGAUGCUGCUAAUGCUUCUGUGUCGGAGAAAUUCUCAACUACUGAAGACUCUGACAGUUUGUUCUCACACACAUCGCCUUCUUCCGUGCUUGAGUUAGAUACCUUAGCAUCCAGUUUGAUUGAGAAGUUUGAUGUUCCAUCAAACACUGAAGUUGUUGCUGUCUAUGAACCGAGUGACAUGGUGGUUUGUCAACUUGAAGAGCUAGAUAUUCCGGAUAUGAGUGUUUUAAACUUGCCUGAGCCAACUGCUGCUGAGAUUCCAAUUGGGACUGAUCCCAAUCUUUGUUCUGGAUUUGAUUUUGAUCGGUUUAACAUUGACGAUUUUGGACCGGAUUUUGAUGAAUUUGGUGAUUUCGAUGACUUAGGUGACUUCAAGGAUAUUCAAAUACAUGGUUUUGAUGACAAUGAACCUAGCGAGCUUCCUGAUUUUGAUUUUGGCGAUAUUGGUGUUGAUGAUGAUGAAUUUGCUGGUUGGAUUGAGGAACCCCUCCAACACAACAUACCUUGUGUCUAAGUUUUGUAGUCUCUUAGGAGUGAGACUAGGAAGUAGUAGUGCUAUGAUGUUAUAGAUGAUUUUAUUAAUGCUUAUGUAGUUUUGCGAGACAAUAUGAGGAUAUUCAAUAUCCGUUUUUGGUUGAGAGUGAUUCUAUUGAGUUUAUUAUUUUAUAUUUUGUUUAUCGAGGAGUUGUAAUAUUUAGUUGAAUGUCACACAGAUCUUUUGGUUUUCUUGUGCUGUUAGAGCCGUCCGAAGGGUUCUUCAACUUUACUAUAUUGCUCCGAGUAUUGUAAUUUGAAAGUUCUAUUACCGUGUAUGAAUGAACCUUCAAAUAUUUUGGAUA